AUGACAUACUGCUACACGAACGCCUUUGGCGAUACCAUCUGCGAGGACUCCGGCUGGCGAAAAUGGGGAAGAUGGGUCCUGCUGGGCGUGACGCUUGCGUUCAUGAUUGCUUUUGUGGCAGGGUUUGUUGCAUUCAGCUACAUCUCAUCACGAAGACGAGCGAAAGCUGGGCUUCGACCAGUAUACGGUACGGGAUGGGCAGCACCUCCGCCGUAUCAAGUGCGAGAUCCACAUCCUGAAGCUGGCAAGAGAGUGAGCGAGGAGAGUGAGCUGCCGGAUUAUGCGCCACCGAGACCGGGUGCUGCGACCGGACCCGUAGUGGCAUGA
Molecule: messenger RNA, 327 nt
Organism: Fulvia fulva
Lineage: Eukaryota; Fungi; Ascomycota; Dothideomycetes; Mycosphaerellales; Mycosphaerellaceae
Exons: 2
Coding region: 1-327 (108 amino acids)
Biological process (GO): vesicle-mediated transport
Cellular component (GO): intracellular membrane-bounded organelle
Source: RefSeq, a predicted model, not a curated record